This is a messenger RNA of Aspergillus niger, 1734 nucleotides long. RefSeq lists its product as uncharacterized. Lineage: Eukaryota; Fungi; Ascomycota; Eurotiomycetes; Eurotiales; Aspergillaceae. Bases 1 to 1734 code for a protein of 577 amino acids. The transcript has 6 exons. The record is from RefSeq and is a predicted model, not a curated record. Gene Ontology annotation, biological process: regulation of DNA-templated transcription. Gene Ontology annotation, molecular function: sequence-specific DNA binding; DNA-binding transcription factor activity.
AUGAGCGGUCUCGCCGAUCCCCCGUCCAGAAGUCCGCUUAUCCUCACUGCUAUCGAUGCGCCCGGCAAAACCCGCAAGAUUCCUGUCCUUGCCUCCUCUGUUCCUCCCUCCAGCCAGUCCACCGGUGACCCCAUGGAGGUUACUCCUCCUGCCUCGGGUGCCGCGCCCCCCAUUCAUAGCAGUCCCGAUAGCGAUCGGGCGGGCGCAAACAACACCACCGCCACCUCCAAUGGCUCUACUGAACCUUCCAAUGUGAAUCACCAUGCCGCUCCCACUCAAGCCAUCGGUGCGGCUGCUGCUGCUCAGCAGCCCAAGGUCGUUCAGACGGCCUUUAUCCACAAGCUCUACAAUAUGCUAGAAGAUCCCAGUAUUCAACACCUCAUCUCAUGGUCGAGUACGAAUGACAGCUUCGUCAUGUCCCCGACUUCCGAAUUCUCCAAAGUCCUGGCUCAAUACUUCAAACACACCAACAUUUCGUCCUUCGUCAGGCAGCUGAAUAUGUACGGAUUUCAUAAAGUGAGCGAUGUAUUCCACACCGGUUCGCCAGACUCCGCUCUGUGGGAGUUUAAACAUGGGAAUGGCAACUUCAAGCGCGGAGAUCUCGUGGGUUUGCGAGAGAUCAAGCGGCGCGCAUCCCGUCAUGCAUUGAUUCAUCGCGACUCGUUUCCUGGUCACAAGGCCGCCGCCUCCCAGCCCGGCACCCCCGCUGAGCCAGUUCCCGAUGUCACCGAGUCCCGCUUGAUGAACCUGGAGCACUCCAUGUAUGACUUGCAUGCUCGUUUAAGGAACGCCGAAGAAGGAAAUGCGACCCUCAAUGCGAGAUGUCAAUCCAUGGCCGAGAGCUUAACCAGGUGUUAUCACUGGACUCACUCCAUCUCACGGUUCCUCCAAGGCAUGAUCCCCGAUCGCGAGAGCCUUCUGUAUCGAGACGUGGCAACCAUGCAGGCGGAAUUGGAGAAGCAUCUUGAGGCUGUGCGGGCCCUGGAGCAUCCUCCAGACCCGUACUUGGCUGUCCGACAACCUUACGUCACCGGCAUUUCUGGCGAUGCAGGUCCGCCGCUGUCGCCGCGCCAAAUGCCCCCAGAAGAGAGUCGCCGCCCAUCGAUGCUGGACCCCUCGAGGGCCGGUAUGAUUCGACCCCCUGUUCCGCCUCAUCUGGCCGUCUCUCCACGGCGAUACGGGUCAAUCGGCACCGGAAAUUCUUCCCCUAGCUACAAUCGUUCGCAAGUGCCAACGGUCGUCACUCCGCAGCAACCAAUGCCUCAUCCUCUUUCCUCCGUUUCCUCCCCGCCUGGGCCUAAUCUUGCGCGUCGGCACACUUCGGCGGACAUCAGACAGCAUGGCUGGCCGCCAACGGGAGUGUCGCCGUUCCCUACCGCCCAUCCACCGCCUCAGCCGGCGAACCCCUGGUCUCCGUCUCGACACCGCACUCCGACGUCAAGUGAACAGUCAGUCCGAGAUGUGUUGGCCCAGUAUGAAAUGGGGGCGCCGCGGCGUCUGCAGGAAACUCGACACCCCACCCCCCCGUUGCACCCCGAUCAGAACCCCCCGACCGACAACGGCUGGUCCUUAGGACCUAGAUUUCCUCGACAUGAAUCGUCCUUGCCAGCAACUCGACGUUCUAGCAUGGCCAGCAAUGUUCAUUCGCUCCUAAACCCGGCUGACACUGCGGAACGGCCGGACGAAGACCAACACGCCAUGGCUGACGAUCGAAAACGGAAGCGAUUGGAAUAA